AUGAUGCAGCAUCGCCCAGAGUAUAGCGGGCUAUCCUCCGUCGGCAAGUUUCGCGUCAACUCAUUCACUCACAUCGACAACUCAACGCCGAGGAAGCUUUCUGAAGAUGCUCUUCCCUCGCCCAUCUACCGAGCUAUCGUCCACCCCAACACACCUCCAGAGUCCGUCUCCGGUAGCCCGAGGAUCAAGUUUGAGAGAUCAUCCUUCUCUCUCAACACAGAUUGCUCGCCAGUCCCCAGGCUCUCUAGUCUCGGACCUCCUUCCAACUCGACUAUCCGCCUGCCCAGCCUCGACGAAUUUGAUCAGGGUGUAGAGGCUCUCGCUAGAGCCCACGGUGGCCAGGUCCCUUGCUGGACUCCUGCCACCUCUCCUCAUCCCCACGCCGCUCGCCGUACAGCUCUUCCUCUGCCGCCCAUCCAGACCUACGCUUCGUCCGCGUACUCACCUCAGGCUUACUCGCCCCAGGAGACGUACUCUCCUUUCACGCAAGACCCUUUCAUGCGCACCCAUGAGGGUUAUCCGAGCCCGCCUCCAGACGGCGAAAACAGACACAUCAACCAAAAGUACACCACUGAGGAAGGAGAUUUCAUCAUCUACGCUUGGCACGAUAAGAAGCUCAAAUGGCAGCGUAUCAAGCAAGACUUUGCAGCCAUGUUUGGAAGAACUCCUGAGCGUACCGUCCAGGGUCUGCAAGCCUGGUACUACCGAAUGAACCAGCGUAUUCCACUGUGGGACAAGGAUGGGUGGCUGAUUUUCGAAAAUGAUGAAGAUUUGGAGCCCAAGCACAUCGGCAUCAAGUGCCGCGAACGGGACAGCCAAGACCGCCCCAUGGAACCCCUGGGCCUGGCUCAACGGUACCCUGAGCGAGCCAUUAACUAUUCUUGGGUGGAUCCGGACGUCAAGCGCAAAUCCCGCGACUGGGCCGCCAAGCGCAUAAUCCAAUACCGCGAACGCCGGGAGCGUCGCAAGAGAAAGGAGCAGCGCCGACUGAAGUUGUAA
This is a messenger RNA of Akanthomyces muscarius, 999 nucleotides long. RefSeq lists its product as uncharacterized. Lineage: Eukaryota; Fungi; Ascomycota; Sordariomycetes; Hypocreales; Cordycipitaceae. The transcript is spliced from 3 exons. The coding region runs from base 1 to 999 and encodes 332 amino acids. The record is from RefSeq and is a predicted model, not a curated record.